Messenger RNA from Suncus etruscus (white-toothed pygmy shrew), 854 nucleotides. RefSeq names its product neuropeptide FF-amide peptide precursor (gene NPFF). The transcript has 3 exons. Bases 411 to 758 code for a protein of 115 amino acids. The record is from RefSeq and is a predicted model, not a curated record. Gene Ontology annotation, molecular function: neuropeptide hormone activity; G protein-coupled receptor binding. NCBI's taxonomy places the organism in Eukaryota, Metazoa, Chordata, Mammalia, Eulipotyphla, Soricidae. Gene Ontology annotation, biological process: excitatory postsynaptic potential. Gene Ontology annotation, cellular component: dendrite; axon terminus; perikaryon.
UCAUGGCUGCCUCAGCCUUGCCUGAGACUUUCUCUGUGUUUUUACUCUAUAAAUUAAAAAAAGAGAUGUAAUCAAUCUGAGCUCUGCAACCUGUUGAGGGACUGGGGGUUCUUGAAGGCCCUCCAGGGCCUGGCUCUGACAAAGCGUCUGCAACUAAUGCUGCUUCUUGAAACUGCAGACAGGAUUUAUGCGUCUAAUAAAGUCUCUGACUCCAGGCUCAAGGGAUGGGGGCUGGAGGCUGAGAGCAGGAAUUCCUCAGGGUACCCUGGGAGGGAUCUCAGGUGGCUCUUAGUGGAGUCGUGCAUCUCCACCGCCUGCUCAGACGCCCCCUCAGGCUGCUGUGUGGGGUGGGGGACGAGAGAGACAGCAGGUAUAAGAGGCGACGUGGCUGAGGGAAGGCAGUCGGCAGCAUGGACUCUAGGCAGGUCGUCGCAUUGCUGCUGCUGGUAGUAACAGGCUGUGGCCAAGUGGAAGGAGCUGAAGGAGCCAGAAGCUGGAAUGGAGACCUGCUCUUCUCUGAGGAAGAUAGUGGACCCCAACCAGAGCAGGAUGCCGAGACCCUGCGGUCCCUCUUGCAUUUCCUGCUCCAGGCCUCAAAGAGACCCAGCCGAAGUCCAGCCUUCCUGUUUCAACCCCAGAGAUUUGGCAGAAACUCCCGAGGACCCUGGAGCCAUAACAGGCUGAGUGCCCGCACUGGAGUAGAGCACAGCUCUCCAUUUUGGAGCCUGAUUGCCCCUCAGCGCUUUGGAAAGAAGUGAUGUGUCAGACCUCGAUAUGUUUGCAUGCUGGACAGACAUUUAUGUGCCCCAGGCAAUGCCCAUCCCCACUCCUAAUAAAGCUGCAUGGGUCUGGAA